This is a messenger RNA of Haliotis rubra (blacklip abalone), 6789 nucleotides long. RefSeq names its product potassium voltage-gated channel protein Shaw-like. The record is from RefSeq and is a predicted model, not a curated record. The transcript is spliced from 11 exons. The coding region runs from base 1256 to 3298 and encodes 680 amino acids. NCBI's taxonomy places the organism in Eukaryota, Metazoa, Mollusca, Gastropoda, Lepetellida, Haliotidae. Gene Ontology annotation, cellular component: dendrite membrane; axon; neuronal cell body membrane. Gene Ontology annotation, molecular function: protein binding; delayed rectifier potassium channel activity. Gene Ontology annotation, biological process: potassium ion transmembrane transport; protein homooligomerization.
UAGCACCUUUCCCUAGCACUGUAUAAUGGCGAAACAGGCAAGGGGACAGAUUAGCCAAUGGUGGCCACUGAACAAGUCUGGCCUCAUCCUGUCUCUAUGAAGCGAUCGAUGAGACACGUCCCGCUCGACUGAUUCCAGUCCAGGGCGUCUAUCUCUGUCCGUGGUGCAGGUUUGGUUCCGGGAUCUGUAGAGAACGCCUCAAGCUUCCCUACUGGACUACAAUACCGACUUAAUGAGUGGCACGACGUCACCGCCAUAAUUGAUCACGUGACCAGCCCGGGCGACACCGUGUUGUAAGGAACCAGAGGACGAGAGAAGGCCUGAGUGGAGGAACCCUGGAUUCCCUUACAAUUCUUAUACCCACAGAAAUGGACGGCCCCAGUAAGAGCGGCGAUCAAUACCGGUGAUGGCAGCAUGAGGGUGGCAGGUUUGUUGGCUUGGGGAAGGUUAACACGCCAUUGGAAGGAUUGAAUACCGACGGAUAGAGACAGUAGGGAUCCAAUACACCGGCUACGCUUUGCUACUGUCAUUGUCUACAAACCUGGAUACCACAUGUAUGGGCUCAGUAGCUGGUCCUUUGCUGCUUCAACCGUCGUCUGCUACUAAUGAACUGGCUAGGUGGCGUUAUGGCCAUUACAGCCUCGUUCUGAACCCUUCCCUGCAAUGCCUGUCACCAUUCAUCAUUUGAAACCAUCGGCGUUGACAAAUGGUUGUUCGUUUAGUGUUGCGUUCCACCCAUGGAGUUCCCUGCACUAACAAGACAGCUUCAGUCCCCAGCUUAUGAGAGAAUGCCCCGACGUCGCUACCAGCUGAUCAGAAGGUGAAGGCCGUCGCGCACCAUGAGGCAUAAAAGCAGUGGCGGUAGAGCGGCGGAUGCACAUGUUACAUAAGGGGUUAAUCCACCUAGCCGGACACUGACUGUCAUCACACUCGUAGGGUUAAUGUCAUCACAGAGCGACCUUACGUGGUAGUAGUUUCCUAGGCGACAUUACACCGGAAGGAGAGGUGGAUAGAAGCUCUCCACUUCCGGAGGUAGAGAAAUAUUAGUAGAGUCUCGUUCUGGAUAAUAGUGAUUCGCAGACUCGGAUGGUGUGUUCACUGUGGAUCAAGGUUUAGUUCUCCUUCGUUCCGACUGUUUGUGUGAUUCAUAUAGAGGAUCUAUUGCAGAAGGAUACAACAACAACCAUUUAUAUUGCUUUGUGUACCAACAAAGGGGGCAUUCGGUUGACCCUCUGUGUAUUGACGAGGGAACACAAUGACUGAUGCAGAUAACAGGGUUAUCCUCAAUGUAGGAGGCAUACGUCAUGAAACGUAUAAAGCCACCUUGAAGAAAAUCCCGGCCACUCGAUUGUCCCGUUUGACGGAGGCCUUGGCCAACUAUGAUCCGGUACUCAAUGAGUACUUUUUUGAUCGCCAUCCCGGGGUCUUUGCUCAAAUCCUCAACUACUAUCGUAGUGGCAAACUUCAUUACCCGACCGAUGUGUGCGGUCCGUUGUUUGAAGAGGAGUUGGAGUUCUGGUCUCUUGAUGCCAACCAGGUGGAACCCUGUUGCUGGAUGACGUACACACAGCACAGGGACACCCAAGAUGUGCUCGCCAUCUUGGAUCGGUUGGAUCUUGACACAGACAAACCAACAGAAGAGGACAUCAUGAAGAGGUUUGGACUUGAGGAAGAGUACAAACAAGGCGAGCUGAACUGCUGGCAGCGGAUUAAACCAAAAAUCUGGGCAUUGUUCGAUGAACCGUACUCGUCUACAGCCGCAAAGGCAAGUCACCAGAUAAUUGCGGUUAUAUCUGUGUUCUUCAUAGUAAUCUCUAUAUUGUCCUUCUGCCUCAAAACGCAUCCCGAGAUGAGAGUUCCGGUCUUGCGCAAUACCACUUCCAAAACGGCUGACGGGAAUACAACAUGGCGACUAGAGAAAACAGAGACCGAACCUCACGACGCUUUUUUCUACAUUGAAUGUGCGAGCAAUGCUUGGUUCACCUUCGAAAUCAUUAUUCGCUUCAUCGUAGCACCUAAUAAAUUUGAUUUUUUGAAAGCACCCGUGAAUAUAAUUGACAUUGUAGCCACGUUAUCUUUCUAUUUAGAUUUCUUGCUCACAAAACUACAACAGGAAAGCGACAUGCUGGAGUUUUUUAGCAUUAUCCGUAUCAUGAGACUUUGUAAGCUAACGCGGCAUUCCGCGGGACUGAAGAUUCUCAUUCAUACCUUCAAAGCCAGUGCAAAGGAGUUAAUCCUCCUCAUAUUCUUCCUCGUGCUCGGUAUCGUCAUCUUUGCAGCGCUCAUCUACUAUGCUGAGCGUAUUCAGUAUAACCCGGAAAAUGACUUCCAGAGCAUCCCUGUGGGCUUGUGGUGGGCCAUAGUCACCAUGACAACAGUGGGAUACGGGGACAUGGUCCCUAAAACCUAUGUCGGGAUGUUUGUUGGAGCCUUAUGCGCAUUGGCUGGUGUGCUUACGAUAGCCCUUCCCGUACCUGUUAUCGUCAGUAACUUCGCUCUGUUUUACUCGCAUACUCAAGCAAGAUCUAAACUACCCAAGAAGAGGAGACGGGUUCUACCAGUGGAGGCACCCCGCCCGAAGGGACCAAAAGCCCCAGGGGCGCCCGGGGGUGCUGGAGGCCCCGGACCAGGGGGCACACGCAGGAUGAACGCCAUCAAACAUAACCAUCCUGGGGCGUUAGAGGCGAAGAUGGGCAGAAUAGCCCACGGGGGCGCUUUACAGGAGCUGAUGCCCUUCCGUACUGUCGGAAUGGGUGCCAAUCGUCCGUUCUAUAAUAAUAUUGGCCGAAAUGGGGAGGAGGCAAUCCCAAUGCUGAUGCUAAACCAUACUGAAAGUAGUGGAGGGCAGGACACGAGCGCCCGUUCACGAUCGCAAAGUACCGUUGAAAGGUCACCUCCACGGAUGGUAGAAAUAAGCUCCAAUCCCGGUUCACCCCUCAAAGUAACUGAAAUCAAAACUUCUGACGCGCAAGGGGGACCAACUGCUCUCUCCAGUCUCCUUGUCACACCCAAUGCUCAGCUAGCCAUGAACUCCACAGCAGGGCCAGCACCACCUUCAGCACCUGCACCAGCAGCGCAACUGCAGUGUGGGGAGCAAGACAAAAUUUUAGAAAAAGGAUUACCCAUUCCAACGUCAGAUGGCGCUGUGAUAGAACCGGUAGUGACGUCACUUCCGUCUGGGAACGGAAGCACAACACCGACGUCCAACCAAGAACAACGAGCACUGGGGUCGUCCUCCCCGACAACAACCUCCCCAUCAGCCCCAACUACAAACAAUCUCGUUGCAGUAAAUACAUAGCUACCAUCUACAACUACUCACACUUCAUUAUUUCAACAUUCUGUCUGGAAGGAAAACUGCAUCAACGCAAGAUAUAUAUUUAGAUUGGCCGAAAUCUUAUUGCCUAACCUCCAUGUGGGUGAUAAAUGACUUAUGUUGCCGAUGUUUAUGUGGGACUCAAGUUACCAUAGCAACGUCAAGUCCCUUGAUUUUUUUAAAUGUUUUGGAUUUUGCACCCGCAGUUACAUUUUUCACGAUAUUACAAAGGUGGCGGCGUCGUGCAAACAUUUGCUACUAUCACAACGCACACAGCGUAUGCUGAGCUCAGUCAAUGAUGAUGUCACUCUUUGGAUGUCAUACAAAUGCAUUGCUAUUUUCAAGAUUCAACUUACCACAUCUGCUUUAAUCGUACUACAUGGAGGCACCAGGGGCACUUGUGACGUGUUGUGGCUGGUUGUGAUGGUGCUCAACCAGGGAAGGAUGGCGAUGUUUGGUGUGUCGCUAUGGCUACACAUCCAGGAGGGUUCCUUCAAACUUCCGCUUUGUGUGAAUGGCGUCAGCAGCAAGUACUGCUGUUCCAAGUCGACGUCUUGUGUCAUGCUGUGUUGCUUGUUGCUAAGUCAAUGUGUGUAUUUUUCUUUUCUGGAAACGACCACAAAGUUAGUAUCAAAGAGUGCUAUGAUCAAGCUUUGAUAUUUUUGAAAUUCUUGGGAGAUGUAAUUUUUUGAAAUGUGAACCAUGCAUGACAAUUUUGAUUGCGAGAGUCGGGCGCCGUUCUCACAUGGCGUCAUCAAUAGUGUUCAAGGUACAGUUUGAGUGAAGUCACAGUUCUCAAGGAAAAGAUGUGACUCCGGUUGUACGUGACCAAACAAUGUAGAUGCAGGUGAAUGCCAUUUUUAUCUAUUGGUCCGUGUUGUCGCUAUCUGUCCCUGUCGCUUGGCCAUCUGUCGCAGCUUCCGGUCACGUGUAGAACCAGCUCACACCGCGCAUGCUCAGCCCAUGGUCCUGUGUGUAGAGAACUGAGUGUCAUUCAAGAUAUAUUUUUACACCUAUGUGGCGUUCCUUCCCUGUAUGGCCUGGUAUUAUUAAGUUGUAGCGCAAAGAAGUAAUAGCGAAGCAGACAUAAACAAAUUCCAUUUUAUUAUUCGGUGGUUUACCGUUGUGGCUCAGCGCCAAAUAUUCACGCUCUUUGUUGGAUUUCGUGUAAUUUCUGUGUUUCAAUUUCAAAAUUUAAAGGAGUAGAAAAUUUUCACUUUAUUUGCCAAAAUCAGUACCUCUUACGCCUUUCUCCAUUUUUAUAUAUAUGCACGUGUUUGUCAGCACAUGUCCGAGGUCCGAUCCUGGACAAAGACGUCACGGGGAAUCCCCAUAUCACCAUGGCAACUCAUGACGUAUUCACCGUAUCAAACAUAAUUAUGAGCCAUUACAUCGAUACAUUAACAGCGCCUGAGGAAGUAGUAUUAAACAUCUGAUCGAUUACAUCGAUAUUGGGAAGUUUGUGAAAAGUAGCAUUUGUGAUUGGCGCUGUCAAUCAAACGCACGAAGAAAUCCGACAUAUGUUUGACACCGCGGUUGUGAUUUCAUUGAAAACUUGGAUAGCCAUUGACGCUCCUAGAAGUGACGUUGCUAAGAAGUGACAUGGAUACAUAUUUGAAGCUGUCGAUGAAUGUUCAUUGACAUCCAGUGAGCGUAUUUCCAGGACUCGCAAGAGGCGUUGUUGCUCAGAAUGGGCGGGUCUGCUCGUCUAUUUGGCACCUGCUUUAGAUAAACUGAUACCUUCGUUGGAAGGUUCUAGUACAUUAUUGACGAUAUACGUGAUAAUGUCACGUGAUAUGGUCACGUUGUCAUCCACGUGAUCUGAACAUGUGACCGAGACACGAUGUCUAUCAUCAUUCUGGAUAUUAGAGUGACAUUGUCACAUUGUGACAAUAUGGCUGAGUGUACCAUCACCAACGAUAGAUAUGGGACCGCAUGGACAUACCCACGAGUUCACGUGAAAAUGUUCAAUCAUUAACCAGGUAUGUGUCAGCAUACUCACUGCUAACUAACUCAUUCAGGGUAGUGCGGUAAGGGUUAAAGGAUAUAUCAUUUGUUGAAGUUGUACAAAACGGUGUAGAAAGAAACACUCCUUAAAUGUUACAUACCAAAAUGUUGUUCACUUAUUAAUUAUUGAAUACAUUGUGAUACUCAUUGUUCAAAUACUGUUCUGGAACUCGUAGGGCAUUGGUUCUGUCUACACCGUUUAAAGACGUUAGUCUGUGUUAACCAUUAUUAGGUGGUAACCAACUGAACGAUUAACCGGUGUAACAAUGUUUUGUUACAGUGGGAUAAGUAGAUUUGAUCCGAUUGUUCGGGCAGUUAGAUUUAAGGCAUUUCUGUAUAUCUAAUGCCUCGAAAGCACCGCCAUUUUGUCUUAGAGUAAGGAAGACACGUGACUUUGGUUUUCAAUUCCUAAUCAUUAUUCAUUGAGUGAUCGUGCACAGAAUCUCGCAGACGUGAUUGGCAUGUGAGGUAUGCCUAGCGUGCAUUAUAGAGUUAUAUCAUACAGGUUAUCUAUGGAGAAUGAUAUAUACAUGUUAUACCAUGUUAAAGUAUGGAAACAUAGAUAUGAUUAAUAUUUCUCCGGAAAUAUGGAAACUGAGAAAGUAUUAUGGAAAAGAGGCUCAAGCUUAGUUACAUAAUAGUCGCAUCAGACAAAAUGUGAAUUAUUGAAAGUAAAUCCAUUAAAAUGUUUAAUGUACCUGUAAAAGUGGAUUGAACUACUGACAUUGCUUACCGAUGUCACGAAAUGUUGCGAAGAGAACCGAAAAUUUCCGAGGAGAGCCGAACUCAGUUUCCGUAAUUUUAGUCCUAUUUCCCUGUUCACUUUGGUGUGUCAGUGUUUCCACUGGCUCGUUGCCUCAGCACUAUUCCUUUACCAUGUCAGUAAUAAUAGUAUUGAAAGACAUAUAGGCCUUGAUAUUCUGCGCAUGCGCCAAAUCUCUCGAGAGAUUAUGCUGGCGUUUAUACAACGAGUUUAGAUUGCCUCGUUUUGGGCUUGGCCAGUCAUUUCUCAGCGAUUCAGGGACGUACAUGUGUUCAAAAUUUAAAUGAGGGGCGUCACCCCGUGUUGCAUGCUUUUCAUGCUUAACAGAGCAUGCGCAUUAUGUUUUCUCCAUGACUUGGUUAUACGGAGUAAAAUUCAUAUCAUUCCAUGUAAUUUGUUGGAUAAAAAAGAAUGGUGAAUUCUUUCCAACAGACCUGGGCAUAAUUCAUGCUGGGGAUGCAUUCUUUAAAGGGGUCAGUGUGCAUACUCACGUUGAAUUGUCGCCGCGAUUGAUUGGAAGUCUUGCUGGGAAAUGACAAUGGCCGCACUUCCGUUUCCUGUACAUAUUCUGUUUAAUGAGUUGAGUAUAUAAAGAUUUGAGCAGAACAUAUUUGAAAAUGUUACCAGAAUUUGCACCUUCUAAUUUUAGCUCAUCGAAAACUACAUGUUUCGACAUUGUGGAAAAUAAAAAAUCGAUUGAGUAUAA